GGAGAUCCAAAAGAAACAACCACAAAAUUAGCAUUCUUCUGGAGAAGCUCCAGUAAGAAAGUAGUCAGUCACCCACGGAAUAGGAGAGUGAUACUCACCCAGGAUGGAAGUGUGUCCUUACUGUAAAAAGCCAUUUAAACGAUUAAAAUCCCACUUACCAUACUGUAAGAUGAUAGGACCAACUGUACCGGCUGAUCAGAAAGCUUGUCAGUCCAAGCCAGCUACUCGCCCACACGCUAAAAAAAUGAAAGGGCCCAUCACAGACUUAAGUAACGCUAAAGAGAGAAAGUUGGAGACGGAGAGUAAGAAGAGAAAUACCAACUUGGUAAAAGACAAACCAGAACGGACAACAAAGUCUUUUCCACUAUUGGCUUUUGGUUUGGAAAGAGCAAGUAAUACAAAGGCAGAUAAAGACAUCCAGAAUCAAGUUCAGUGCUCCAUCAAAAAGUUGAAAAAUACCGAACCAAAGAUUACUUUCCAGGGAGAAACGAAGGCUCAGUUUUAUGCGUCAGAGGACACCACUCCUAAAAAUGAACUUGCGAAAUAUUUGCCUCCAUCAGGGGAAAGUAGAAGUAACCUUCCAGAAACUGAAACAUCUUUACCUCUUGGCCCAGUAGAACCUUUUUUAUCAAAUCAAGAUAGAAAAUAUUCUUCAGCUUUACCCAGUGAUAUUCGGACCACUUCUACUGAUUUAAGAUUGGACAAAAUUGAUCACCCAAGACAGAAGCUUCUAGUAAAUUUAUCAGAUAAGCCUAUUGGUGAUUAUCACAGUUCUCCCAUGAAUCUCAAUUAUGGGGUUGAAAGAGUACAAACAUCAUUGUCAAGCAAUGAGAGACAGUCCAAGGCCAGGGACCACCUCUCAGAAGUCUCUUCUGAUGUUAGAGACUCUGAGACUCAAGAAAAGAACACUGAGUCACAAUUUUUAAAUUUUAAAGUUAGCCCAGUAGGUGAUAUCCCAGUCAGGGAGAACCAAGGAAAAGGACUGAACCUUGGAACAGAGGCACACGGGAGCAGAGGAAAUGCAGAGAAAAGCGUAUCUGUAAAAGCAAUCCAGGAAUGGGCUUCUGUGAACGGUGAUGCAAAGAACAUCAGUAGUGAUGAUUCAGCCACAGAGAAGAAACGUCCAGAUGAAGGUCCCAGUUUAAAUUUGUUCACUCCAAGAGAGACAACCUGCAGUGAGCUGCUUUCUGUGUCACAGUCAUAUAAUCAAAGCCUUGCCUCUCUGGCUGUCAGAUUUUUUCAAGAAGAGAAAGCAGAAGCCUGCAGUCCUAACCGAGUCCCUGUUGUGAAGGUGUUAACAGAGAGUGGUGAAGGAGCCUCUCUGCAGUACAAAUUUGGCUGUGGGCCCCAAGUGUCACACCCUGGGUGCCAGCAAAUCUUACAUUCAGUCCUGCCUCACUCCUCUUACAGCCCCUUCAGUCCGAUUGGCAUUGCUGAUAGGAAGACCCUUUCAAGCUCCCUGGGGCUGGAGUGGUUUCCAGAGCUCUAUCCUGGUUAUCUUGGACUAGGAGUAUUGCCAGGGAAGCCCCAAUAUUGGAAUGCAAUGGCCCAAAAGCCUCAGCUCACCAGUCCCCAGGGGGAGAGACUCUCAAAAGUUCCUUUGUUGGAAAGAAGCUCGACUGCUCUCAGGAGUUUGGAACCCCCGACCAGACUUACAACCUCCAACUUGUCUCUGAUGAGGCUCUUGGGAGCUGUCCAGAAAGGCUGGAUCAGGUGCAGCACCACGGUGAGGAGUGGAGUUGGGGGCAUCACCAUGCUCUUUACGGGGUACUUCGUCCUGUGGUGCAGCUGGAGUUUCAGGCAUCUGAAGCUGCAGCGCUGGCGUAAGUGAUGACCUGGACACCGAGUACGGAAGCUUGGAGCCUCCAGAGAGCGUAUGCUGGGGACACCUGCAGUGCAGAUUUAACAAUUUAAAAUGGUUUGGGGGAG
This is a messenger RNA of Neomonachus schauinslandi (Hawaiian monk seal), 1929 nucleotides long. It is a transcript of the gene MTNAP1, whose product is annotated as chromosome 15 C17orf80 homolog. The record is from RefSeq and is a predicted model, not a curated record. NCBI's taxonomy places the organism in Eukaryota, Metazoa, Chordata, Mammalia, Carnivora, Phocidae. Bases 104 to 1831 code for a protein of 575 amino acids. The transcript is spliced from 5 exons.